Molecule: messenger RNA, 1018 nt
Organism: Lobosporangium transversale
Lineage: Eukaryota; Fungi; Mortierellomycota; Mortierellomycetes; Mortierellales; Mortierellaceae
Product: S-adenosyl-L-methionine-dependent methyltransferase
Exons: 4
Coding region: 37-930 (297 amino acids)
Biological process (GO): peptidyl-lysine monomethylation; peptidyl-lysine dimethylation
Cellular component (GO): cytoplasm
Molecular function (GO): protein-lysine N-methyltransferase activity
Source: RefSeq, a predicted model, not a curated record
UUAUUUUUCUCUUUCAUUGUAUCCAUUUCUUCUGUCAUGUCGAACGAAUCAACCAUUCCAGCUCCUGACUUCGGACCAUCGAGGCUUGGUACUCAGAGCUACUGGGACUCAGUAUAUAACAGAGAGGUGGACAAUUACAAGGAUCAUGGGGAUAUUGGCGAGAUCUGGUUUGGCGAGGAUAGUGCCAUGAAGAUGGUCGAUUGGGUUGAAGAAAACUAUGACUCUGUAAAAGAAACUUGUUCAAUUUUAGAUCUAGGCUGUGGUAAUGGUCAUCUCCUCCUGGAUCUUGCAGAGCUCGGAUUCGAGGAUCUGACUGGAAUCGAUUAUUCACCUGCUGCGAUUCAACUGGCUCGUACCAUCGCGAAAGACAAAGAACUAGAUCAUAUCAUUAAAUAUGAGACGGUCGAUUUUUUAGCAGAGAAGGCAACACUUGAAUGGUGCACUCGACAACAGACUAGUGCUACUGAAGAAAAACAGCAGCCUAAAAAGUUUACAGUAUUGCUUGAUAAAGGAACUUAUGAUGCUAUUAGUCUGCACCAAAAGAAAAAACAAGAUAGUGCAGACGCCGCUACUGCUGCUGCUUCUCAGGUCGCUGUACAACAACAACAACAAGGGGAUGGACAGGGCCUAGAAAAUGAAAAUGAAGCAAGAUCAAUGGAAGGGGAGGAAGAAGAGGAUAUUAUACUGGCAGAAAAUGACAGUGACUUGGAGGAAUUGGCGGAUCGUUAUCCCAAGCGUGUUGCUUUGAUGAUGCAGGAUGAUGGACGGCUAUUGAUCACCUCUUGCAACUGGACACAGGCUGAACUGAUUAAGCGCUUUUCACAAUACUUCGAUUAUGAAUCGCAUCUCAAGUAUCCGACGUUUACUUUUGGUGGUGUCAAGGGUCAGACAAUUUCCAGUGUUAUCUUUAAAAAAAAAUCUUCGGCAUAGAGACGAUUUCAUAGAACUAAGAAUCUACACAUAUAAUGAACACAUUCUUGUAUUUCUGUAACUUUAAGUAGGUCAAAUAUGUCAAAAU